Triticum turgidum subsp. durum (durum wheat) is the source of this 591-nucleotide messenger RNA. The record is from the annotation of a GenBank genome assembly. Lineage: Eukaryota; Viridiplantae; Streptophyta; Magnoliopsida; Poales; Poaceae.
AUGGUCUCCAUGGCCGCCGCAGCAGACGACGACCACGACCGCCGCCGCAUCGCCAACCUCUCGCCGUCUCCCUCGGACGCCCCGGCUCCCGCGCAGCCGCACCGCAGGCGGCUCCACAGCUUCUCCUUCCCCACGCUCAGCUGGGGCACCCACCGCCUCCUCCGGUGCUCCAAGGACCCCGCCUCGGCGCCUCCGCCUCCGCCUCCGCACACCCCGUCCCCGGACAAGGAGAUGGCCCGCCGCUCCACGGAUGGCGGUGCCGGAGGCGGUUCGCCCCAGCGCCCCCCUCAGCGGCCCUGGAACCUCCGCACCCGCCGCUCGGCCACUGCCGCGCCCGGUGCGGUCGGGCCGGAGGCCGCGGCCGAUGCUGCGGCGGAGCAUGCGCCAGCGCGGCCUGCGCAGAAGCGGGGGUUUUCCAUCGUGCUGUCCAAGGAGGAGAUCGCCCAGGACUUUGCCUUCUUCCGCGGCACGCGACCCCCGCGCCGGCCCAAGAAGCGCUCUCGCCCGAUGCAGCGCCAGCUCGACUCGCUGUGCCCUGGAUUGUCCCUAGUGGAUUUGACGCCGGACUCGUACAAGAUCGAGGAGAGGUGA